Molecule: messenger RNA, 2170 nt
Organism: Pygocentrus nattereri (red-bellied piranha)
Lineage: Eukaryota; Metazoa; Chordata; Actinopteri; Characiformes; Serrasalmidae
Product: interferon-induced protein 44-like
Exons: 9
Coding region: 134-1249 (371 amino acids)
Biological process (GO): homophilic cell-cell adhesion; axon guidance; dendrite self-avoidance
Cellular component (GO): plasma membrane; axon
Molecular function (GO): cell-cell adhesion mediator activity
Source: RefSeq, a predicted model, not a curated record
UGAGUGAGCGAGCAGGCAGCUCAGACACACAGAGCAGAGACAGAGAGAGAGACACAGACGGAGAGAGAGAGACUCACAACCACUUGAUCUCACAACCACUAAUAAAGGAAAUUCUUUCACUGUCAGAAACACAAUGGCUUUCCUGUUGGGAAUGUUUGUAGACAAACCCGAAUUCAUCACAGUUUUGAAUGAUAAACAAGUGGAAGCUGGAGCGAACGUCAUUCUUCGCUGUGAAGUAAAUACCACACAAGUGACGGUAACGUGGAAGAAGAACGGCCAAAAACUGAACUGUUUGGAAGGAAAACACAAAAUCAGAUUAAUCCAGAAAUUGUGCUGCUUGGAAAUCCAAAGGGUCGAGGAUGUCGAUGAAGGGAGUUACACUGUCGAAGUGUCCAACAAGCUGGGCAGCGUGUCCUGCUCUGCCACGGUGACCGUUGUAAUCAACAAAUGGAGAACAAUAACUCGAAACUCAGCCGAGAUGGUGAGAUCUCUGAGAAGUUAUCAGGUCUGUGACCGCGUCACUGAGCUCCGUUUCCUCCUCCAUGGUCCAAUCGGAGCAGGAAAAUCCAGCGUCAUAAAUACCAUCAAAACUAUUUUUGAAAACCGUCCGUUUGUUAACUGUCUGGCCGGCGAGUCUGGAGAAAGUGUCACUCUAUACUACGAGAAGUUCACCGUUGGAAGUGAGCGCUCCGGACUUUUACCGUUCGCCUUCUAUGAUGUGAUGGGUCUUGAAGAGGGACAAACAAGAGGGGCACACACUGAUGACAUCAUCAAAGCUUUAAAAGGCCACAUACCGAAUAAUUACAGAUUCCAGGAUUAUCCAAUAACUGAAGACCACAGACACUACAACGCCACUCCGACCCUGAAUGACAGGAUUCACUGCCUGGUCAGUGUUUUACCAGCAGAUAAAAUCUCCCUGAUGGAAAAUGCGGUCAUUGAGAAAAUGAAGUGCAUCAGAAGAGCAGCUACUGAAUUAGGAAUUCCCCAGAUGAUCUUCAUGACCAGAGUUGACAGCGUGUGCAAAAUGACAAAAGACGAUGUGAGCAAGGUGUAUCAAAGCAAGAAGAUCAAGGAAAAGAUGCAGGAGUGCAGUAACAGACUCGGCGUCCCAAUGAACUGCGUCUUCCCUGUGGAGACCUACCACGAGCAGAAUCAGCUGAAUGAGCAUAUAAACUGUCUGAUUCUGGACGCUUUAACUCAGAUUGUAUUCUGGGCGAACGACUAUGCAGAGAAAUGUUCUAGAAAUUAGAACCGUGUAGAAUGAUCCGGGCCACUCAGAGCUGGCUCUGUGUCCAUGUGCGUCCUACAUCGUGACUUGAGUUCUCCGUUCCAUGUCUUAUAGAUAUCCUUUAUUAGUCCCACAGGGAAAUUCGCCCUAUCAGUCCAUGUCUUGUGUGUGUGGUAUAUAUGGUAUGACCAGCUGUAAGGUUUGUGUACCUGCUGUGUGGUGAGUUAAACUAUGUUUGGUGUCCUGUUUUUUUUUUGGCUGGGUCAGUUAGUUUAGGGUUUUGUUUAUUGUUUUCAGCACUGGUCAACCCGUGGUCAGUACUGGUGUUUGCCUUUGUUCAGAACUUAUACUUUUCACCUUCACUCAUCCGGUGUCUAAUUUCUUUUCUUUGUCCUGUUUAAUGCACCAUUAGCUGUAGCCCCUAUACAGCCAUCAUUUACUCAGUCCGUUUGCCGCUCAAAGCUGGACCAGGUCAGAACAGCACCAUCAAACCCCUUUUAAUGCCCUACAGAGGAAACUGUCCUACAGGCAUGACCUACUUGUCUGUUCUGACAUCAGAUCAGCCAGUGGACCGUUUGAUGUUCAUAAGGGAAACUCACUUUACUGGAAGCGCUUUCAGGAUAGAACUGAUUGUCAGAGCAUUCAUUCAGGAAACGAUGCUAUUUUUAUGUCUUCAUGUAGUUACUGCCAAACUCUGUGCCUCAUCUCAUUUCAUGUGUCUUUACUGCUCAAAUCAAAUGUAUUUAGUGGAUAGAAAAUAAAUACAAUAACUAUAAUGACUAUAAUUGUAAUAAGGGUUUGUCACAUUACACCGUACAGUUUGUUCAAAGAGUUAUUAAAAUGUUUAUUUGUUUAUGUUUGCAGGAAGUCAGGAUGUUACUUUCCAUUUUGUGAGUCUGUUGUUUUUAUUGGCUAUUAAAGGUUUUCAUGUUUGAACAUUGA